AUGGAUGCCCUGAAAAGAUACUUAAAACCGCAUCAAAUUGUGCCCUUAAUACUGUAUCCGUCAACGGUGUUUGUGGCCUUUUUAUAUUCCAUCAUUGGCCAUCCACCAGACUCCUACUUUAGCAGCAAACGCAACAUUUUCAACGUCUUUUUUGUGAAAAUUGGAUGGUUCUGGGUGACACUCCUCUACUUUGUCUACCUGUAUCUCGUGCGAUCCAGAAGUCUGCAAAAUACACAAGCCUUUAUUGCAGGUAGUGCACGCUAUGUAUUGGUGACGUUAUAUUGGUACAUUAUGACCCAAUGGCUGUUUGGACCAAGCUUCAUUGACAGAGUCUAUGUCUUGACGGGCGGCAAAUGCACCUCAUUGUUGCAAGACACCAAAUUAAAUGCAGAGUUGGCCAUGGUGGUUCAGCAGCAAGUGUGUCGAAGAAUGGGGGGUCAAUGGACGGGUGGACAUGAUGUGUCCGGUCAUUGUGUCUUGUUGAUUCACGCAAGUAUGUUCUUUUGGGAGGAAUUGAGUUGGAUGUUCUACAAUGCGAAGCCUUUCCUCCAAAUGAAAGUACGCGAUCGUGCGCAGUAUCUCUCUGUGGUCAGCCUCCUGUUGUUGGCAUCGUUGUGGUAUGUCAUGCUCUUUAUGACAGGUGUAUAUUUCCAUGGCCAUUUUGAAAUCUUGUCUGGUGCCAUCUUUGGGUUACUGGGAUGGGCAUUAUUGUAUCUAGGCGUAUUCCCUAGACUGCCAUCCGUGGGUCUUCCCCCAACUACCACCCUCUAA
Mucor velutinosus is the source of this 771-nucleotide messenger RNA. RefSeq names its product Gluconate transport-inducing protein. Gene Ontology annotation, molecular function: coenzyme A diphosphatase activity. The transcript is spliced from 2 exons. Lineage: Eukaryota; Fungi; Mucoromycota; Mucoromycetes; Mucorales; Mucoraceae. Gene Ontology annotation, cellular component: endoplasmic reticulum membrane. Gene Ontology annotation, biological process: phospholipid biosynthetic process; lipid droplet organization; lipid storage. Bases 1 to 771 code for a protein of 256 amino acids. The record is from RefSeq and is a predicted model, not a curated record.